Molecule: messenger RNA, 864 nt
Organism: Symbiodinium necroappetens
Lineage: Eukaryota; Dinophyceae; Suessiales; Symbiodiniaceae
Source: the annotation of a GenBank genome assembly
AUGUCUACGAUGCCUCCAGCGAGCCGCGCAAGUGGCUUCAUCUGUGCAAUUGUGGUCACUUCAGUGGCUGUUGGAGGUGCAGCUAAGAUUGCUGCGACCCUCCAAGAACUGGAUGAUCAGUGCGCCCUGCAACUCAAGACGACGGCACCACUGCGAGUUGGAAUCUUCAUGACUACGCAUUGGAGUACACUUCACCAGCAGUUCAUGCCUUGCUGGGAAACUGCACGACAGCAGCUCACCCUAGUCCGAAAUGCGGACCUCAUACUGUAUACAAGUGGGAAUAUCGGCAGCAAGGAUCUGGAGAAACUUGGUUUCGGCAACCUCACCAUCAAGCACUACAAGCAAGCAAAGUAUGAGGAGGGCGCCAUUCAAGCCACGAUUGAUGCGUUUGGGUCCAAAGGGCAGCAAGAGAAAUGGUUCGACCGAUAUGAUUGGGUGGUGAGGCUCAAUCCGGACGUUCUAAUCAUGGAUGACAACUGGCUGCUGGAGACGAUGGGGAAUUCGUCUGUCGAUGCCAUCUUUGUAGACUGCGUCGGCCAAAUCAACACGGACUUUUUCGCUGUCCGCCCACACGUCAUUCAAGCCAAUUUGGCAGAUUCCUGCACAUCGGGCCCCGGUGACACGAACGCCGAGACGCAUUUCACUUGCGUUGUGUCAACAAUCAUCUCAUCGGGCCGUUACGUUUGGGUCAAAGGCGCGCAGAACAUUGGUGGAUGUCGCGUGGCGGGAGCCGAAUCGCCGGUUGUACACGAGCAUGGCUUUCGAAAGUGCUGCCCAGAUUAUCUCUCGGCGCAGGCCAAUUGCUCAAGAGUUCCGGUGAAGCACAGCCAAAAGGAUCUGCUCCAACUCAGCUCCGAGGCAUAG